AGUCACACUUCCGCCACCGACCGGGUGCGAAUGUUGUUGUUCGUGCCUCGGCUCCGGUUCGAGCAUUCCUUUCUCGUUUUAUUUUUCAAUAUUAAUUAGAGAAAAUAUAUCGCGUCUAAUUGUCGUGUAUUUCGCAUCUUGAACUUUUAGUUUUUUCUCCAUACUUCCUGCUGCCCUUCGCUGCUGCCACCGUUGUCGUCGACCACCCCUCCCCUCCCCUCCCCUCCUCCGUUAUACGUAUCUCAAGUGAGUGAAGUGUCAUCAACGAACAUUCUGUGAAAUAUAAAGGUACGAAGUGUGUGCGAAAGGGAUAUAUCUAAUAUAUGUACCGAAUAUGUAUGGGGUAUAUAUUAAUUGAUGCGCAUCGUCGACAAAACUUACAAAACUUAAAUAGAUCAAAAUUUGCAAUUGGAUGAUAGCUCGUUAAAACUAUCGUUUAUCCGAUGAUCAAAUCUGAUAAUAAGAAAUAAAUGAACCUGUUACUGUCUCGACGAAAAGAGGAACUGUUUAAAGUGUGACGAUUAAAUUAUGACAAAGUGUAUUAAAAAAAAAAAAAAAUGUGUAAAUAAAAGUGAACGAGAAGAAAAAAAGGAAAAGAGAAGAAAAUAAUUAGAGGAGUCGUGUGACCGAUCAAACAGACAAAAAAAAAGGGAGAUCUAUCGAAAACCCCGAUCGACGAAUAAAUCGGGUCAUGAGGACAUGAACGACCCGAGUUUAAGGGAAUCCGAAGAUCAAGCGCUUUUACCGGUACAUCCAAAUCAAGAUGGCGGUGGAUCGGGAUGGUACGCGUCAUCAUCGAUCACCGAAUCUACUUUCGAAAGUCUCGCAUUGGACGUUUCUUACGCGGGAUUGGACGUGUCCUCUCGUGAUCUCGUCGAUCAUGCGACGAGUAGUUAUCGAGAGACGAGAGAAGGAACAGGAGGAGGAGGAAGAGACGAGGAUAUUGAAAGAAAGGCGAAGAUGAAUAGAGAUGAUUUGUGGGAAGACAUUGGUGUUGUUGAUUAUCUCGAAAGAAAACUUGGACCACCUGACGAAAGUACACCCGAGGAACGUGUAGAAGCCUUGAGAGAAGUUUUGGCUGAAACUGAUAUUCACGAAGGCGAUGGAGAUCUAUCGGAUUUUCUUUUUCAUAUAGCAAGGACGAAACAUGGCAGGAUCUACAUCAGAGUUAUUCGUACUCUGCUACUAAACAGAGUUCUAUGCAGCAACCGGGUGAGCCAAAUGACCAAGACCUAUAAUGACAUUGAGGCAGUUACAAGGCUUUUGGAAGAGAAAGAAAAAGAUUUGGAAUUGACCGCACGUAUUGGUAAGGAACUGCUGACGCACAAUCAAAAACUUGAAAGUACUGUGAAUGCCCUGGAAGCUGAUUUGAAAGAGGCAAACGAAAAGAUUACGCAGUUGAAUCAUGAAUUGUUCAAGAAAACCGAACUCAUUCAGAUACUUACAAACGAUGUUGACGAGUCAAGCUCCGAAGGUGGUACACCAACAGGUUUGCGUGGUAUCAACUUGGACAUGAUGCAAAGGAAGAUAAGUACUUUGGAAGAUGAGAACAAACAAUUACGUAAUGAAUUUUCCAAGUUGAUACAUGAAACUAAUGAUACCGAGGAACAGGAGGCCCGUCUUGUAAAGGAUAUUGCCGCUCAACUCGCAAAUGCCAAUAUGGAGGCGGAUGGUAUGGCCGAGGAGCUUGGUCGACAAAAAGAAGAAAAUAGGUUACAACACGAGCAAAUAGUUAGCCUUACCGCUAAAUUAGCUGAAACUGAGCUCAGGUUAGCUCAGCUCAUGGCUGAACAUGAUGAGGUCGGUGCGACUCUAGUCAUUACCAGAGAUAAUCAGAACACCCUUGCCAGUGAACUUGCUGAAUUCAAGGAACGAUACGCCGAGGUUGUAAAUCUGUUGUCUGAAACGCAAGAACAAUUGCGUAAACAAAGAAAACGGGGAAUGCCAACCGUAAGAGGUGGAUCGUUGUUUCCUUCGAUGGGUGCUGCGCCACAGCCAGACUCGAUAGCUUCGGAAUUGGAAUCAUCUCUAUAUUCGGAGUUGAGUCUGGAUUCUGGUAUCAUUACUGAUCGAACACCAACAUACAAGAAAGUAUUCGAAACGGUCCGUUGUGCCUCUCGAGCGUCUUACACGAGUGCAGAUAUGAAUCAAUUCCCUCGAAUAGGUUCCAUGACAACGUCAACUUUGUCGAGUGGUUCGAUGGGUCCACGCAUGAGUUGUGGCCAAGUUAAAUCUAAUAUGCCUUAUGGUUUUACGAGUUUGGAUUCGACUGGACACAGUGAAAGCGAAGGUUCCCUUUUCACUGAGUUUGAUGAUUACCCAGGACCACAAAGGAUUGGAGUACCUGGUGCACCAGGUGCAGCGGAUUUGGAAGCAGCUCUACGUCGGUUGACACCAGCAGAAGUGCUAGCAAGACGAGCAUGUUUAAGUACUGGUGCUGGAUAUAACUAUGAUUACGAUGGUGGUAUCCUACAUUCACCGCCGACCUUUUUACCGUUUGGUUGUCGAACACCUGACAGUAUAAUGUCAACUGGUAGCAGUGGUAAUCUGAGCGGUUUCAGUGGUAAUACUGGAAAUGCUUGGAGAGUUCCAGAGAAAUUACAGAUAGUAAAGCCAAUGGAAGGUUCACAAACCCUACAUCAUUGGUCACAAUUGGCUACGCCUACUUUAGGUGGUUUAUUAGAAGAUAGGCCAGGUGUUAGAACACGUGGUGGGCGUGGUCUUGAAGAUCUUGGUUUGUUGACCUUUACAUUGUCGGAUUUAGAGGAAGAUGAGGAAUAUGCGAAUCCUGGUAAGCUCUUCCAAGAUACAGGCUCGGUUUAUACCUUUACGAAUAGCACGGUACUUCAUCCGGACGAACAUACAAGCGUGACACCAAGUAUCGUGGGUAGUCGGGUCGCAACAGCACCUAGUAGCGCUGGAAAUUCCGGAAAAAAUAGUCCUCGUACUCGCAGCCGAAGUAAUUCUACCUCGACGUUCUCGACGACUCUUGGUCUGGCUAAGAUGCUCAAUGAGAGAGGAAUUAAGGCUGUGACACCUUCCUGUGUAGGUACUUCCUGUGGGGCGACACCUAGCGGCGAAAGAAAUUUCAUACCAACAGCAACGCCAUGUAAUAGCCCGGAUGCUAGCCCGCCAGCAACAAGAUCUACAUCACCACCGCCGCAGUCAUCGCCACAGCAAGAAAAUACUUCUCUGUCGUUUAGUCUGCUAAGUAGCGGAGCUGAAUUGUUGAAACGUACAUUCAGUAGCGAUACCUCGCAAUCGCAAAUUAAUAAAAGAACGAGAACGCCGAAACCUGCGUUGACGAGAUCAGAGAAAAAAGCAUUAACCGGUAUACGAUUGGUUGAGAAACUCGAAAGAAUAGGAAUCGAUGCUAUAAUGUCAACGACAGUCGGCUCGUCGAUCUCGCCGUUGGCACUUCAGGGUGCUUUGUAUACGCGACGUUCGAUGAAGAGUCCAAUGGCACAACUGACCUUCCUCAAGACCUCGAUGCCUUCCAGCAUCAGUCAGGAAAGAUUGUUCUCGCCUUCGUUAGCCUCGUCCUCUUCUAGCGUCGUUUCUGAAUCUAGUUCAAGUCCGACAUUGGAACAUAUGAAUAAUAGUAAGAGGAUGAACGAUGAUAACGUCGAUGAUGGUGGUGCUUCGGUUAUGUCAUCUGGUAAUUCUAGUUCAGAUUCGCCUAUAAGAUCAUUGAUAAUCGAAUGUGCGUUAGGUACUCAACAAAAACGCGAUAACGACGGUAGUAAACCAACUAGAUCGGAUUUAGGUAAAGUCAAAGGUGCAGCUAAUACCACAACACCAGUUACCAGAGAGUCCAUUACUCAAUCCGCCCUCGGUUCUAUCAGUUCACUUUUCUUUGGACGCAAGGGUGGUCUUUUGUAAAAAAAAAAGAACAAACAAAAAAAAAAGAAAAAAGAAAUUUUUCCUCCUUUUCCAUUCUUUCUUUCCUUCCUUUUUUCCUUUCUUUCUCCCUUUCUCCCUAACUUCUUUUAUCUUUAUUUUUUCUUUUUGUUCCCAUUCGAUUAGCCUUCGAGCUAACGAUGAGUCGAACGUCGUAGUCAAAGUUUUAGCGGAUUAAUGGGUAACUUGGUACUUUGGUAGAAACAAAAUGGUUCCGUUCGUUCCUUGGUUGGUUGGUUCAUUCGUUCGUUCGUUCGUUCGUUCGUUCGUUCGUUCGUUCGUUCGUUCGUUUGCAUGUUCGAUUAAAAAAAUAUUGAACAUUGCUCGUACUAUUACAAACACAUCGCAUUGCUCUCAUCUCUGCGACACUUAAUUUUCGAUCAUCGAUCGGAUCAGAAUAUAUGUGUAUGUAUAUAUACAUAUACAUAAAACACAAAGACACAUACACACACACACACAUAUACAUAUUUUAUUUUUUGAUAAAUACUUAAUUCUUUGCAGUCCGACGUUUCUUCAGUUUUGAAGACUAUUUAUUUUCUUUUUUAACAUAUAUCGAAUAUACUAUAAAUACAUUUUCCGUGAAAUUAAUAAGAUUUGUAAUUUGUAUACUUGUGAAUACCUCUCUGGGUAUUCAUCUUAAUUUAAUUUGUCACUGAAAGUUUUAACUUUAAACAAAAUAUCAUUCCAAUUAAUACUUGGAUUAUCGAUAUGCCAAAGAAAAAAAGAAAAGAGAAAAAGAGAAAGAUG
Messenger RNA from Vespula pensylvanica (western yellowjacket), 4647 nucleotides. RefSeq names its product trafficking kinesin-binding protein milt (gene milt). The transcript has 8 exons. The record is from RefSeq and is a predicted model, not a curated record. Lineage: Eukaryota; Metazoa; Arthropoda; Insecta; Hymenoptera; Vespidae. The coding region runs from base 700 to 3882 and encodes 1060 amino acids.